Messenger RNA from Cucumis sativus (cucumber), 2092 nucleotides. Its product is annotated as RNA-binding protein 2. The transcript is spliced from 6 exons. The record is from RefSeq and is a predicted model, not a curated record. Gene Ontology annotation, molecular function: mRNA binding. Bases 195 to 926 code for a protein of 243 amino acids. NCBI's taxonomy places the organism in Eukaryota, Viridiplantae, Streptophyta, Magnoliopsida, Cucurbitales, Cucurbitaceae.
GGAUUAUGUUGUGAUGUGUGUUGUUGUUAUGAACUUUGCAAGAAAUCGUGAGAGAAAAGAAAAUUAUAUAUUAUAGAUAUCAUAGAUCGUCCCCUCAAAUUGUAAUCAAAAUUCACCCAACCGAACUCACCUACGUUCCACAUUGUAGCCAGUCCCUGUUUCAUCCUAAAAUUCAUCGCCUUUUUUGUAGGAGUAUGUCGGACGCUUAUUGGAGGUAUACCGACUCUCAGCAGCAGCCUCCGUCCUCGGUUCCGCCCGUCGUCGGCAAGCGCCCUCGCGUCGAUUACGAUACCUCUGGUCUUCACGAGCUGCCCAACUAUUAUCCUCGUCAAGAUGAUAGGCCUGUUCUCCAAGGAAUUAAAAGUGUUGACUCUAUCAAUGAGUCCUAUGAACGUUACCUACGCACCUCGCAAAUUUCAUCUUAUGGUGGACAGUCUGCUAGACCUGUUGGUGGGGGCGUUCCUGGUCAUCCGAUGAAUGAUCCACCUAUCUUGGGGCUUGGGGGGGUGGUUUCAGGGGCAAAUGUUAAUGAUAGAAGUACGAGCUUUGGAGGUGGGAGGCCUAAUAUGCCCCUGCCACCUGAUGCUUCUAAUACACUAUUUGUGGAAGGCUUGCCUUCCAGCUGUACCCGGCGUGAAGUAGCUCACAUAUUUCGUCCUUUUGUUGGCUACAAAGAAGUGAGACUUGUUAACAAGGAAUCCAGAAGUGCUGGAAGAGAUCCAGUGGUGCUUGGUUUUGUAGAUUUUGUGAGUCCUGCCCAUGCAGCCACGGCCAUGGAUGCCUUACAAGAGGUCACUAUUGGAGAAUUUGUGCCUUCAAUUUAUAUAUUUAUUUUGGCUUGUCUUGACGGAAAAGUUGUCUACUCAUCUUCCUUUUGCGUAAUUCGUGAUGUCCUUCUUUUCGUGUCUUUACCCAAACAUGGGUAAAUCUCUCUUUAUAUGUCUUUAUUAGUUGUUUGAGAUAGUUAAGUCAAAAGUAAAAAACAAAAUGCAGGGUAGCUGAACAGCAGUGUGGAAUCAGUUUAUUUUUAGUUAGUACAACUCAACCUCCUUCAUUACUCAUGCAGCCACACGCCGAAUAUGGAAAUAAAGGUGCGACUGCAUGAGCACAUACGAUUCAACAAUGUAAUUGGUAGAUAUUUUUUGUAGGAGCUAAGGAAGCUAGGCUGUUUUGGUGGGCUUGUUAAAGGGUAUAGGCAUUAUUAUUGGCAUUUGACUAUUAGUCUCGCUCUAGUUUCCUGCCAUAUUGAAUAUGAGAUUAAGUUGAAAGCUCCAGUUUUAAAAGAGUGGUGUACAGGGAAACAAUUCAUAGGUUACGUAUCCUUUUAUCGACAUCAAUAACAGUAUUGAUGUCAAAUGGGAAAUUUAUCUAAAGUGGCUGCCACAUUUCAUAUUGGGUGCUUGGUUAAAACACGUCUUUUAAUCUCAUGCAUUUGACAGUUCAUAUAACAUAUGUGACGGCCAUAUUAAAUCAUCCCUUCAUUGUUGGGGAUGUAUUUCUCAUGUGUAUUGUAUGGCUCUCUCCUCUCCAAGGUGGGAUUGUGUUUGCAUGUGUAUCAUAACUCAUAGGGCUCUUAGAUUCCAAGUUGUGUGGCUUGAAGAAUUUGAGUUUCGAUCCUAUCCUGCAUUCGGCCAGUAGGAAAUCUGGUUAGUUGUGUACUUGGUGUCAUAGAUUAUUCAGUCCAGUACCUCAUGUUUAAUUUCAGUUCAGCAGAUGUGAAGCUUAUUACAUUUAAGGUGGAUUGGUUUCGAAGUUUAGCUAUUGUCUUGAUUCGCACGGGGUUGCGGGUUCUGGUAAUGAUAAAUUUUGUUUAAUAGUUUUAUUUGAUUAUUAUCUCUAUGGUCUUUUGAUCGAACAUUCUACAUCCGUAAUCUUAGCGUCAAAAUGUUUACUUGGAUUGGGGUUCGUGCGCAUCAAUUGUUAGAAAGACUAAAUCAUGAUUGCUGAACUCAACCAUGAGAUCAUACGUCCAAGCGUGUAAUAAAGUCCUUUGUGAUAUGCCCUUUUGAAUUACGUAGUAGAGUUGAUUAUAAUAAAUCAUAAAGGUGAAUAUUAGACUAUUUAUGAUUCAAAUCAUUUUACACGACUUGCA